Molecule: messenger RNA, 3545 nt
Organism: Centruroides sculpturatus (bark scorpion)
Lineage: Eukaryota; Metazoa; Arthropoda; Arachnida; Scorpiones; Buthidae
Product: Werner syndrome ATP-dependent helicase-like
Exons: 23
Coding region: 158-2797 (879 amino acids)
Biological process (GO): double-strand break repair via homologous recombination; DNA replication
Cellular component (GO): cytoplasm; chromosome; nucleus
Molecular function (GO): nucleic acid binding; nucleotide binding; 3'-5' DNA helicase activity
Source: RefSeq, a predicted model, not a curated record
UUUCCCUACAAAGCGCGAAGUUAAAACAAAAUGGUAGACAGUAAGCAUUGUGACAUUUGUAUGUCUCUUGUCGAUAUUUUGAAAAUUUGUAAUAGUUUCUUGUAUUUGACACGUAGUAAUUUAGAACUAGUUAAACAGCUUUAAUUAAAAAUAAGAAAUGUCAACCUCGGCAGACACUUUUAUUUUGAAAACCAUGUUAACGGACAUCCGUCUCAAAUCUCAAAAUGCGCUCUCUCUUUUAAAAGAAGAAUGCAAUUAUUCAAUGUAUGAUGAUAUUCACAAACAGCUAACAGUUGCAACUAAUGCUAUAGAUAAUUGCAUAGAUUUGAUUCAGAAAAAUAAGGAAGGAGAAUAUUUAGAUGAAGAUUGUUUCGAAGAUGGAUUUAGUGGCAAUUUGUUAGAAGCAAACUGCAAAAACUUGAAUAAAAAUAUGGAAGAAUAUUCAGAUGUUGAUUUACUCAAAGAUGAUGAUGACAAUUAUUUGUUGGAGUUUUGUGAAGAAACCGAAAGAGAGUUUUUUAAUAAGAGUGUGGAUAAACUUGAAAAUGAUGGAUGUAAGGAAGAAAGGAUAUUGCAAACUGAUUCCGACGAAGACAAGACGGACGAAGAUAUCUCAGAUCUUUUAGAUCUCUUAGAUGACGUAGAAAGUGAAGAACACGUGGAAGUUGGCGAAGAUUACACAAAAGCACUAAAACAGCAUUUUGGAUACAGUCACUUCAGGCCCUUGCAAUGGGACAUAAUAAAAGAAACUUAUAUUAAUAGAAGAGAUAGUUGUGUAGUAAUGGCAACUGGUUCCGGAAAAAGUCUGUGCUAUCAGUUUCCGGCAGUUCACAGUAAGAAGACUGUUGUCGUAAUAUCACCAUUAAUUUCUCUAAUGGAAGAUCAGGUUCUGGCGAUGAAUGUAGCUAACAUCCCGGCCUGUUACUUGGGAUCAGCUCAAAAUGAAAAGAAAGAAGUAAUGUCCAAGCUGUAUAAAUUUACAGAAAUGAAGAUAUCUUGCACUUGUUAUCAUGCUGGAAUCUCGAUCACCGAAAGGAAACUAGCUCAUAGAAAAUUCGUGGAUGAUCGUGUGGACGUAAUCGUAGCGACGGUGGCCUUUGGCAUGGGCAUCGACAAACCCGACGUCCGUCGCGUCAUACAUUAUGGAGCUCCAACGGACAUAGAAUCCUUUUACCAGGAGGCAGGUAGAGCUGGAAGGGACGGAUUAAGAAGCAUCUGCCAAAUAUUUUAUUCUCAGGGAGAUUUUGGACUUUCCAUGUUUCGUCUACAAGAAAUUACAAAUGAUAAGUUCUGUGAUCAUAAAUUAAACAUGAUUGAAAAGAUGAAAGAAGUCAUUUUGACUGGUAAUUGUAGACGUCAGCUUAUACUGAGUUAUUUUGACAAGAAGUGGAACACUACCAAUAAGUCGAAACCAUUUAAAAACUGUUGUGAUAAUUGCACCAAGAGGCUAAAAAGAGAAGAAAACGGUUGUUUGGAAGAAACUAAAAUAGAUUAUGGCAAAGAAGCCAAGUUAAUUUUUGAAAUGAUAAAGGAUUUGGGAAACUGUGGAUAUCGGAAAGCCAUACUUGCACUUAUCGGUUCUAACAGUAAAACUUUGCCUAAUUGGAUGAAAAGUCAUCAAAAUUACGGAAAAGGAAAGCACAAAUCCGAAAACUGGUGGAAGGAUUUUUACCAAGCUCUGAUAAUGGAUAGUUACAUCAAUCAACAUGCCAACCGCAUACCCGGAAAAAAGGUGGUCUAUUACACGCUGACCCUGUCGCAGAAGGCCGAGUCUUGGCUGAAAAACUGUUCCAACUCCACACCUUCCCUGUUGAUAGAACCUUUUUCCAAAUUACUUAAAGUUCGUCCCAGAAGUGAAGUCGUCAAAACCUUAGAGAAGACAGAAAGCAGAAUUGCAAGGAAAACUGAACUUCCCAUACUUUCAACUUACACCACAGAGAAAAAUGAAGAGAAUGUCGUCCCGUUGGAUCCCAGGGAAGAGGAACUGAAGGGAACAUUGUACAAGAAUCUAAUGCAAUUAAGAAACGAAAUCGCCAACGAGGAGAAAAUCGCCCCCUACAUGGUGUUCAGCAACAAAAAUUUAUUGGACUGCGUCCUGCACCGGCCCACUUCCCUGCAGAAUCUGGCAAGACUGGAAGACGUCGCAGAUUCGCGGGUGAAAAAAUUUGGUGGGAGAAUAGUGGAUUUCGUGUCCGACUUUUGCUCCAAAAACCAACUGGAAGGCGACGUGUUUCCCGAAGACACCAAAUCUGUGGUAAACUAUUCGAGCAUGGACGACAGACAUCUGGACAAAUUGGAACAACUGUCGCAGACAGAAGCCACGUCUUACACAAUGUUCGAAAUCGAGGGUAAAGACCUGAUGGAAAUAAAACUCGCCAGGAGUCUGGCUCCCUCCACCAUAAUGAACCACCUGCAGAAGGCCAUCAAAGUCGGUCUCCCGCUGAACAUGCAACGUCUAGGCAUCACCACCGAAAUGAGAGAGUUGAUCGAGAAGGUGGUGUUUUCGUCACCGAUAAAUGGCAACAUCAGCCGCAUAACGCCGAUUAAAGAUCUGUUGCCAGAGCAUGUGGGAUUUGAUCACAUCAAAUUGGUCCUGGCCUUCUUAGAAUGCAAAUACGGGAUAAAAGAGGGCAUCGUAAAUUUGCCACCCGAAGAGUCCGUCGGUCAGUCCGAACCGAGCGAAGAAACUCCGGAAAGUUUGCCAAAGAACGAAGGAAAGAGAAAACAUCCCCAGUCACCCGUUUCUUUUUCGCGUGUGGGCAGACACAAGAAAAAUAACACUCUGUUUAAUUUGUAAAAUGGAAUUGGAGCAGCGAGUUUUGUUGGACGCUCAUCGCUUCCAUUUUACCACCUGCAAACAAUUUUUUCAUGUAAUUUCCCAGAUGGAACAUGUCGGAAAUAUGUAGCAGGGCUACGAGAAUUAUUGUAAAAAGGUGUGUAAAUAUUUUUCGUACAUAUAAAUACAUUUUUAUAUUCUUAAGAAACUUUAUCGAGUUUUUGAGAGGGAGGAAAGGCCGCAUUACUAAUUCGGACAACGGCGGCGGGUUUGAGCGAUUUAAUAUAACAUAACACGCACAUGAACAUGUAAAUUAAAAAGUAACAAUGGUAGAACUUUAUUAAAAACGAGAUUUGCUAGAGAUGUGACUACGAAAUUUAUCUCAAACUGCUUCUGAAGCAUCGUCUGUGAAUAAAGAUGUCAAUGCGACUUGUACAGUUGAUUUUAAAACAACUUUUUAAAGUUAAAAACAAAUUACGAACAUUUUGAUAUACAAUUCGAUGCCGUUACAACCGCGGUAAGUACAGUUCAAUAUUCCGAACAGCCACGUACCAAAAAUUGCUCAGUAACAAAAGACGUGGGUAGUUUGAAUUUCAUACUUUGGUAGCGAUUGCAACAGUUAUUUGUAAUAAGUCUUGUAUAAAACCCAUUGUUUCAUUAAUAAACAUGAAAGUAUCGUCGUCCUCUUAUAUAAAAGUAUUGUAUAAAUAUUUUUUGCGAGAAUGAAAGUGGGUAAGUGCAGGGUAGUUUGAAUUAAACUGAUGGGAGC